Molecule: messenger RNA, 1067 nt
Organism: Adelges cooleyi (spruce gall adelgid)
Lineage: Eukaryota; Metazoa; Arthropoda; Insecta; Hemiptera; Adelgidae
Exons: 2
Coding region: 58-1020 (320 amino acids)
Source: RefSeq, a predicted model, not a curated record
UCCUUCGAAAAAUACACCCACAAAAGUCGAUUAUUAACACUUUACCGCGUAUCGAAAAUGAAGUGUUUGUUAUUAGUUUUCUCGGCUAUGUACGUGUUGUCCAUGUGUGCGUUGUGGCGUUGUGUUGCUGCUAAAAACCACUCGGACACGAUGAACGAGUUGCUGUCUUAUCGCUCGUGGCUGGCGAUGGCCAAGCCGGAGGAAAACCUUGUGAACAUCGUAGACUACACGAGGGACGCCAAAGGGAUCGAAGUGACAAUUGACACGUUGAUAGCGACCCCGGUGACCGAGAAGAACCAGUCGGACAAAAUCCGCCUAGCGCAUCAGUUCCUGAGCUGUUCGUACGCCAGAGUGCUGACGGACUACUGCGACCACGAGAGCGCCAUAGGGCCUCAGUGCCGGAAAGUGAUCAUGGCCGCGAAAUCGUUCGACUGUCUUGUGGACUACUUGCGGGUAGUCGAGUCUAAACAACCGAUGAUUGCACGCAUGAUUGGCGCCCUUUCGUCCCUGCAUAGUUUGUCGCCCGAAACGCCGUUCCAAAUAGGAUUGUACAACAUUUUGUUGACAUUACAAGAUUACUGCCAGCCAAAGACCAUCGCCAGACCGGCCGAAAACGAAAAACGUAAAACCUGGGAUAUCGUCGACGCCGAAUGCAAAAACAUCGAACAGCACGCCAGAGACAUGGCAGAUAGGUCAAACGGUUUCUACAAAAUGUUUUGCCGGCCCCGUUCCGUUUGGACACGACACGAGAACGGCGAUACCAACGCUUUGCUCAUCGGUAGGGAAUUAGGCGAUCGCGCCGACAAAAAAAAAGCCGACCUAGAAUUCUUGGGCUGCGAUAGAGAUACUUACGCUGCGCAUAUAAUAAAAAACAAAUUAAAUCUUAUAACCCAAACGUUUGACCGAUCGUACGACAAUUCCGGUUUUAAAUACGAAUCGGACUCGAACACCACUUCUAUAAUACCGUACGACGAAGAAAGUCGGAAAGUAAAGAAAAAAAAGGGGUUCGGAUGUUUCUAGUGUAAUAAGGAAUAAAAAUAUUCAAAAUGUAUCACACAGACCUUCUA